CCUUCUUCGGUACGACGUGCAGGGGCGAUGCCCACGGGCUUUUCGAUGGUCGCAUCACACCCUGCUCGAUCAUCAUUUCGAACUCCGCCUUAACCUGCCAGGUGUGCUUUCGAUGUGGUGAACCACGCCGUGUCGAGUCUUCUCCCGUCUGAAAGCCAGUGGGCGGGUUAGGCCGGGAAAUUCAGCAAGGAGUCGGUGAUACGUGGACUCUCCGAUGACUAUCUUGAUCGAUGCUAUCUGCGUCGUGGCCGUGUAUUCUCUCGUCGACCGGUUCGAGGUAGAGCCUAUGAGGCGUUUAUUCCUUAUGUCAACCCACAAUUUGUCGAUAGGUAUUCAGUCAGAAAUAAUAUUUCCUACAAGGAUUACAAAGACGAUUUGUUGUUGAAUAGUAGUAGCGAAGAUUAUGCAUACUCAAGUAGUCAGGCAAGCGCACCAUUUCGGGAUCACCAAAACAGAGGCUAUCAUCAAGAAGGAUUUUUGGUUUAAGGGGCUGCGUGAAAAGGUCGAGCACGUGAUAUUCAACUGUCUUAAUUGUAUCCUAGUCGAACGAAAGUUGGGCAAGCCAGAAGGAUAUUUAAAUCCUUUAGACAAAGGUGACACGCCGUUAGACACUUACCAUGGUUUAUGUGGGCCCUAUGACAGCUACAAAGGAAAGAUAUGUCUACUAAUGCCGCGGAUGUUAUUGACCGAUUGAAGAAACAAGCGACUAUUUUGGGGAACCCAAGACGAAUUAUCUCCGAUCGGGGGACAGCAUUCACGUCCAACGCUUUCCGAGAAUAUUGCGAAGAAGAGAAUAUAUAGCAUUUACUAAUCACGACGGGGGUACCGAGGGGAAAUGGACAAGUAGGUCAACAGGACACUUAUACCAUUGUUAACCAAACUAACUGCCCCUAAGCCCGAUGUUUGGUACAAGCAUGUCGACUAAGUUCAGAAGUACCUAAAUUCUACGAUAAACAGAAGCACGGGAAAAACUCCUUUCCAGCUGCUUGUCGAGCUUGAGAUGCAAACUAGGGAAGAUUCACAAUUCCGAAAAUUAAUUGACGAUGAGUGGAUCGUGGAGUUCGAAGAGCAACGUCGUGAGGACGCAAAAAAGAAGAUCGCUGUCACUCAAGAGGAAAAUCGAAGGCACUACAAUAAAGGAAGAAAAAGUGCGGAACGGUACCUAAGCGGAGAUUUGGUGGCCAUCAAACGAACACAGUUUGGCUCAGGAUUAAAACUCGGGGGAAAAAAUUUUGGCCCGUACCAGGUAGUGCGAGCAAUGCGGAAUGACCGCUACAUUGCGGAGAAAGUAAGGGAGCAUGAAGGGCCUAAACAAAUCUCAACGACCGCCGCUUUCAUGAAGCCGUGGGCGGUAAACACCGAAAGUGACUCAUCCGACGGCAGGGAAAUUGAAGACAAUAUCUGACGGCAGAUGUUACUGCAGGAUGGCCGAGUGUAGUAUCGUGAAAAGGGCCUAAGAGAUAUCUAGUGAAUCAUAAACAAUGUCCCGAGAGCCGAGGCGCCGAUGGAUCCAUCAAUGUGUCGUCGGUCCUUCAAUUGAAUAGUUUCGUAGAAAAGGUCUAUGUGACCCUGACCAUGAGCGGAAAAGACAAAAGAGAUGCAAAGGCAGUUGUUAGUUGAGAAGUCGAAGGGUGCUAAUCAAGAAGUCAGAGAGUGCGAGUUGCGUUGUCGAUAUAGUGUUGUUAGUGUCAUGUAAAAUAAAAAAGAAAUUUAAGAAAGAAAAGAAACUAUUUUUUUUUCGUUUGCAAUACACUUCCGAACUCUAGGCGUGACU
Messenger RNA from Bombus pyrosoma, 1774 nucleotides. RefSeq lists its product as uncharacterized. The record is from RefSeq and is a predicted model, not a curated record. NCBI's taxonomy places the organism in Eukaryota, Metazoa, Arthropoda, Insecta, Hymenoptera, Apidae. The coding region runs from base 1001 to 1405 and encodes 134 amino acids. The transcript is spliced from 2 exons.